Messenger RNA from Paramuricea clavata, 1014 nucleotides. Lineage: Eukaryota; Metazoa; Cnidaria; Anthozoa; Malacalcyonacea; Plexauridae. The record is from the annotation of a GenBank genome assembly.
AUGGAGCUUAUAUUGGGCCAAAUAGCCAAUUAUUGCCCUGUAAUUUCCCGAAAUACUAUUGUCAAAAACUCGACAUCUUUGAGCAUUAUUUGGCAAGCGAUUCGGGCUCACUUUGGGUUUCAGUCCACAGGUGGUCAUUUCUUAGACUUUAAUAACAUUCACUUAGAAACUGACGAGCGUCCGGAAGACCUUUACCAAAGGCUUGUUAGCUUCAUUGAUGACAAUUUGCUCAAAGCUAGUGGUGGUAUUCGACACCAUGGUCAAAACGUUACAGCUGAUGAAGACAUCUCCCCAACAAUGGAGAACAUAAUUGUGUUGACAUGGCUACGCCUUAUCCAUCCUUCUUUACCAGCCCUAGUCAAACAACCCUACGGUGCUGAACUUCGAUCACAAACUGUCGCGUCCCUCAAACCUGAAAUUUCCCAAGCACUAGACUCCCCCCUUGACGAAAUUAAACUCUGCCAACGAUGCAAAAGUCCUCCGUACUGCUUUCCAACAAUCCCUCAACCACCCUCAAUCCAGUUGUCGCCGUCAAUCCUGUUGUCGCCGACAGCCCUACCACGGAUAUCUAAAACCUCAACACAAAGUUGCCCUUUUUGCAGACAAGCAGGUCGACAACACCAACACUACCUGAGUAGGUGCCCCUACCUCCCAGUCGAAGACAAGCAAUACCUAUCCCGCUCAAGACAGGUAGUCGGCACAGAACCGGGGGACCCGCUAUCUGACUGCGAAGUAGAAGACUCACAAGAUUCCCACAACUACCGAAUCAAGACUACCACCAACCGAGUUAAUGUUAAGCAGUCACCUCAUCUCCAGGCCUUCUAUGCCCAUCACCCACUACUCUUGACAAUAGACACAGGAGCAGAAACAAGUAUGAUAAAGACCAGCAUUGCCAAUGAAAUUGGAGCUACUAUACAGAAGACUACUCAGAAAGCCCUCCAAGCAGAUGGUAUAAUCCAGCUAGUCGUCGUCGGAGAAGUCCAUUUGACUUUGUCUCGUAACCACCUUAAUUAG